AACAAAUAUAGUCUCUCGUGAUACAGUAUUUACAUUUUUCUUUGCAUUAUCGAAAAGUUGUGCAACAAGAGGGAUUGUCCAGACGUCACAGAGUGAAGCUGAUAUUUCCCAUAAUAAUUUAUUGAUAUUACGCCUAGAUCAAGAUGCUGCAUCUACUGCCAAGUGCUGAGGAUCAGCAGCUCUUGAUCUGCAAUGCGAGACGAGAGACAGCAAAAGAAUCUCGAGGAGACCAUAUUGAAUCAGAAAAAAAUGAUAGCAUCAGACAAUCAUUCUCCGAAUUCCCUUUUACUGGAAACAUAAAAGUAACAAUUAAGGACAAACCGAUCAUGGAAUCAAAAGAGUACAAGAUGAAUCUCCUAAGUUGGGCCUUCCGCGCUUUCCUAUUUCACAUCAAGCGAACAAAACGUCUGUACGAAAUUAAACUGAGAACCCAAGAGCAUUUUAUCAAUGUAGAACUGCAGAGAUACUUCGGUACGUGGAGAUCAAGAGUGGAAGAGUUGAAAAAAGCAAAGUUGGCGACAAAAACUAAAUGUGAAAUAUCUGAUGACCAAAAAAUCCAACUGUUCGUGAAUGCAAUCGUUGAAAAACAGAAGACCGACAAGAGUUCACGUAAAGUUGACUCAAAAGCCUGUUCGUCAGCAAAAAAUUCCCCAUUAUCUGGAGACAGUGGUGAGCUAGAAAAAACACCGAGUAUCAUCACGAAUUCCGCCCUCCAAAAACGAUUGUCUUUUCAGAGAAAAAUAAUCGCUGAGCAAAGGGUGAAAUUGGUUCAGCAAAAUCAAAUAAUCGAAGCCAUGACGCUGAAGAGAAUCACCGAGGAAUCACAACGUGCCAAGAAAGAGACCUUCACCACCGCCAAACAAGUAUUGAACAAAUGUAGACAACAAACCAGAAAUAAUUUAUUACACCUGAUAAAGUUAGAAUCAUGCAAAGGAGAUGAUCUCGACCGCCCCAAAUUACCCUCCGAACCCCCAGUUUUUUUAUCGAGAAUGGAGGCGAGAGCAAUCAGAAGGAGAGAACGAAUGAGAGAAGCUAGGGAGAAGCAGCGAGAAAAAUUGGAAAUUCAGAAACAUCAAGAAGAGAUCGCUAAGAGAAAAGAGGAAGAAAAACAGAAACAGCUGCGAUUAGAAGCACAACGCAGAGCCAGACGAAUUCUCCAGGAGCAAGAGAGGAGGAAAAUCAUUGAAGCUGAGAAAUUAAAGAUUGUUGAUGAAUUAGUUGCCAAAUUUUACAGGAAUUAUCUCCUGAGGAAGUAUGUCUUCACGCCUCUUCUUCGAAUUAUCGAGGAAGCGAAACGUUAUCAGGAAAUGGCGGACGAGCAUUACAGCAUUACAUUAUUAAAGAAGACAUUCACUAUCUGGAAAAAAAACACGAGAGAUGCGAUUGAUUUGAAGCUAGAGAGAUGCACUGAGGUCUACGAUAUGAAUAUUCUCUUGAGAUUCUUCUGUGAAUGGGCGUCACUAGCGCAGAAGAACAUCAAUAAGUACAAAAUAGCUUGGAAUUUUUAUACCUCACGAUUGCGAGCUAAAUACUUCAGAGUUUGGUACACUGAAGUACUAGAAAUGCGACUGAAAGCCCUGGGAACUCUGCAAUUCGUAAUGAACCAUUACGAUGAAAAGAUAAAGCUGAAGUACUUUCGAAUGUGGCAGAGAUACACCAAACUAUCCGAUGAUAUGAAUGAAAGUGAUAGGCAAAAAGAAAAAUGGAGGGCAUUGGUGCAGCACGUUGUACCGAAUUUUUGUCCAAAAUACAGGGGAGUAAUCAGGGAUGACUGA
Molecule: messenger RNA, 1775 nt
Organism: Diachasmimorpha longicaudata
Lineage: Eukaryota; Metazoa; Arthropoda; Insecta; Hymenoptera; Braconidae
Product: coiled-coil domain-containing protein 191
Exons: 2
Coding region: 144-1775 (543 amino acids)
Source: RefSeq, a predicted model, not a curated record